Molecule: messenger RNA, 1716 nt
Organism: Penicilliopsis zonata CBS 506.65
Lineage: Eukaryota; Fungi; Ascomycota; Eurotiomycetes; Eurotiales; Aspergillaceae
Exons: 3
Coding region: 1-1716 (571 amino acids)
Biological process (GO): rRNA processing; negative regulation of transcription by RNA polymerase II
Cellular component (GO): nucleolus
Molecular function (GO): DNA binding
Source: RefSeq, a predicted model, not a curated record
AUGGUGUCUUUCUCAUGCGAGGCCUGCGGCGACGUCCUUACCAAGAAGAAGCUCGAUCCGCAUCGCAACCAAUGUCGGGGAGCCUCAUUCACCUGCAUUGACUGCAUGGUGCAUUUCCAGGGGACCCAUUACAGAGCGCAUACAUCAUGCAUGUCUGAAGAGCAAAAAUACCAGGGCGCGCUUUAUAAAGAGAAGCCUCCCAAGGGUCAGCGGAAUGGGAAGAACAACAAUUCCAAGCAAAACGCCAAUCGCCAACCUCGAGUGGAAGAUGUGCCCGAUGAGAGUUCCAAUCCUACUCGCGCCCCCGUUCUCCCGCCUGCCCCGAGUCCCCCAGAGGGCAACACCCAGCCAGCAGCGACUGCCGCAGCGCCCACGAAGGACAACUCUUUCAACGUUUUUGACUACCUCGUGAACGAAAAGACUCCCAACGCCUCGCGCGUCUCGCUUGGUGGCUCGGUGGAGCAGAUGCAGAUGGUCGACCAUGCCCCCUCCUUGUUCCAGGCCAGCGCGGCGCUCACCCGAGUAGACUCGGGGAUUGACGAUGAGGACAAAGAUUACGAUGUCGCCUACGAGGAGAAUGGAUUCUCCUAUGGCGCGGGCCCCGUGAAGCCGUCUCUGUUCUCGAAGGAGGUGUCCAAUGUCUCGACGGAGUUCAUGACCCCUGCGCCCAAGAAGAGCAAGAAGAAGGAUCGGAGCCGCAAGGACAAGCAGGACUCCCCCGAACCCGGAGUGUCCGGCACGACGAGCGACAAGAAGCGCAAGCGCGGUCAUGCUGAUGACGCCGAGAUGAACCACGAGGACGAUACGCAGAUGAUGGAUGCGCCAUCCAGUGUGCUGAACCACGCCGGCACGCCACAUCUCAACCACUCGGGGCUCACCGGUGGGUUGGACCGCAUGCUGCGGUCCCCUUCCUUUGACGAGGAUUACGAGGACGGAAAUCACCGCGAAAACCGCGACCGUCGGCGGUUCCAGGAACCUUCCUCGCCCAUCAAGCGAACCCGUCGCAAUGAGAAGAAACACUCUACCAACGAUGGACUGGGCAUCUCGAUGAAGUCGCGUGCCGAGCGAGUUGUGUCCUCGAUGUUUGGCGGGGGCUCGGUCGUCUCCGGGAGCAGCAGUGGCGGUGGCAGCGAACCUGUCGCGCUCGUCCGCACCCGCCGCGGCUCCUCGGACAGCGACCAACAUCUCGAGGUACGCAAGCCCAAGAAGUCGCACAAGGUGCGCGGCACCGGCAACGGACAGGCAGCCGCUGCCGAUUCACGCCCGACAUCGAAGCGCAAGCCGAGUGCACAGGUGGACGUCGAGCGGCCGUCGCGCCGGCAGAAACAGGUCCUCGAGACGGCCUCGCGCGACUCGGACUCUGCCCUGCAUGGCGACGGCCGCCAGAUGGUCAUGUACCACCCUGCUUCUGCGUCCGAGGUCGCUUUGCAGCGUCAAUUCGCGGCUCACUUCUUCUCGCUUGUGACCAAAGGCCCCGAGAGUACUCGAGGCCUGUCGAUGAAUAAAGUCCUGAAGCGGUUCCACCGGGAGCUCUCGGCUGGCCCUGAUGGCGAACCUGACGCGCACCUCGUAGAUUACGAACGCGAGCGUGGUCGCGGGCAUGGGCGCGGCGGUGACCGGGAAGACCGUGACCGUUGGUAUGACGAUGAGAAGGAACUGUGGCGGGCGUUGCGGCUGAAGCGGAACGAGCGUGGAGAGAUUGUUCUCUUCAUGUAG